Physeter macrocephalus (sperm whale) is the source of this 1219-nucleotide messenger RNA. RefSeq names its product centromere protein P (gene CENPP). Gene Ontology annotation, biological process: CENP-A containing chromatin assembly. The record is from RefSeq and is a predicted model, not a curated record. Gene Ontology annotation, cellular component: chromosome, centromeric region; nucleus. Lineage: Eukaryota; Metazoa; Chordata; Mammalia; Artiodactyla; Physeteridae. Bases 230 to 1210 code for a protein of 326 amino acids. The transcript is spliced from 9 exons.
GUCAACUCUCUUGAAGCGUAGGAACUGCUGGGGGACAGCUGUGGAAAAGUAAGCAGGGAUGGCAAUGAGACUGAGAUGCUUGCGAGCGCGGGUUAUAAGCUCGGGAAUCACGCGUCAGUCCCCGGCCUCCCCCGCCGAGUUCCGGGAUGGUUCACGCCAGCAGCGCGCGAGGCUUGAAGAGCAGGACGUGGCGCGUUUCUGUUAGGCAGCUUCCCGUCCGCGCGGCCCGAUGGAUUCUCAGCGGGCUGAGGCUCGAGCUUUGGAAGCCGAGAUCAGCGCUUUGAGGCGGGCGUGCGUGGAGCCGCCGGCGCCCGGGGAAGACACCUCCCGAGUUCGAAAAUCAUUUCGAGACAUAUACCAAGCAGAUUCUGAAGGAUGGGAAUUGUCAAAGGAUCUGAGAAGUCAUCUUGGACAUUUAGAAUCAGAACUUCAGUUUCUAAGUACGCUUACUGGCAUCAGUAUAAGACAUUACUCCAAAAAGACAGAGGACCUAACGAGCACUGAGAUGACAGAAAAGAGUAUAAAGAAAGUUCUUCAGAGACACAGAUUAUCAGGAAAUUGCCACAUGAUUACGUUUCAACUUGAAUUUCAGCUUCUGGAAAUCCAGAAUGAGGAGAGUUUAUCUUCUGUUAUUACUGACCUCAGCAUAAUAAUGGAACCCACCGAAUAUUCAGAAUUAAGUGAAUUUGUGUCUAGAGCAGAAGAAAGAAGAGAUCUGUUUAUGUUUUUCCGAAGCCUACACUUCUUUGUGGAAUGGUGUGAAUAUCGUAAGCGCACAUUUAAACGUUUCAAGGGACUCUUCCUCACCACUCCACUGCCCCCCGCCCCCAGUACCAACUUGGCUCAUUUCAUGACUGUCAUCCACAGCUGGACACUAGCUGCCCUUCCCUCCCAGAAUCCUCAUUAUGAAAAGUACCCAGAGGCUGUGCACCUUUCAGAGGGGGCCUCCUCCAGCUGCAUGGGCAUCAGGAGCCCCAGCCGACCAGGGUUUGAACUAGUAAUUGUUUGGAGGAUACAAAUAGAUGAAGAAGGGAAGGUUUUGCCAAAGCUGGAUCUUCUCACCAAAGUGCCACUGCAAGCCCUGGAACUGGACAAGAACGGAGUCAUAGAAGCUGCUCCUCUCAGCUUCCGAACCCUACUGGGCGUGCUGGGCAUUGAAGCCACUCUGGAAAGUCUGAUUAAAUCACUUCACACAGAGGCAAGCAACUAGUUCCCAAAC